Molecule: messenger RNA, 866 nt
Organism: Scylla paramamosain (green mud crab)
Lineage: Eukaryota; Metazoa; Arthropoda; Malacostraca; Decapoda; Portunidae
Product: CXXC motif containing zinc binding protein-like
Exons: 6
Coding region: 176-649 (157 amino acids)
Molecular function (GO): zinc ion binding
Source: RefSeq, a predicted model, not a curated record
CCAUUUUUGCAGAUGGUGUGACAGAGAAGUUGUUCGGUGUUGUGUUGGAAUAACCAUUACAAACAUCUGGACCUACGAAAGACCGCGAGUCACCUGUAGUAAAGAUCAAGAUCAAGAUAAGACAAGCAAUCCAGUCAAGACAAUAACACGUAUUUCAGGCCAGCGUGUGACAGCAAUGCCGGUGUCGCAGGUGCAUGUGAGGGCCCAGCUGGAGAAUGUGACCAACCUGCAGGCACCCGGGGAUGACUUCCAGUACUGCAUCAAGACAAAGUGUGGCUCGUGCGGCGAGGUGAGCGAGCGGUGGCAGUACGUGUCAGGGGACGAGAGGGUGGACGUGCCUCACUCCCGGGGGUCCUGCAACAUGACCGUCAAGUGCAAGCUGUGUGGCCGCGUCAAUACUCUCGACGUACAGACGGACAAGAAGCAGAAGUACACAUAUGAUGAUGUCCCAAACUUCAAGGUCAUCAUCUCCUUUGAGUGCCGAGGACUGUCCGUGGUUGACUUCCAGUUUGGGAAAGGGUGGCAGUGUGAGGGAGUGGACAGCAAGACGCCCUUCACCGACCUGGACCUGGACGAGGACUGGUGUGACUAUGACGAGGAAGCAAACUGUCCUGUCGGCAUCACAGAACUGGAGUACAAGGUCACCUAACACACACACACAUUAGUUCUAACACUACUCUUACUAGUCUUUCCUUAAUCCUUCUUUGAUUCAGUAACUUGGCUGCUUCUAACUGUUCUGAAUCAUAAUUAUAUACUCCUACAAAAUCUUAUAUGCUCUUACACAAAAUCCUAUCUUGAAUUUUGAUAAGCUGGCUGCCUCUUCUCUUCCAGCUUUGUUUUCUAAAAUAAAUACAAUGUUGAGAUUC